Molecule: messenger RNA, 597 nt
Organism: Folsomia candida
Lineage: Eukaryota; Metazoa; Arthropoda; Collembola; Entomobryomorpha; Isotomidae
Product: lipase 1
Exons: 3
Coding region: 1-597 (198 amino acids)
Source: RefSeq, a predicted model, not a curated record
AUGGUGACCGAAACGACCGGAAACAAGGCGAUGUACUACGUCGGCCACAGUAUGGGGACAUCCAUGCUGACCGUGUUGCUCUCAAUGCGACCAGAAUACAACGAUCGCAUCUUGACGGGAUUUCUCCUCUCGCCAGCAAUCCAUUUCGGGAAUACCGCCCCACAACUGAGAUUCUUUAUGCGGGGCAGCAAUUAUUUUCAGACAACCUUAAGUAUUCUGCUUGGCGCCUUCCCAGAUGUAAUAUCCACCAAGACUUGGACCCACUACGUCCAAUUAAUCCACACGGAUCAAUUUUGCCAAUUUAAUUACGGAUUUAAAACCAAAAACCGAGAAAAAUAUGGAAGUGAUAGUCCUCCGUGUUACAAUUUGAGCAAAGUGACCGCUCCCAUAGUCAUUUAUUGGGGGCACAAUGAUAUUUUCGUUAGGCCGCAGGAUGCGGCAAAAUCUGCUUCAAAAUUUCCGAGCAGUUCUUUAAAAGAAUUUAACAAAGUGGACGAUCCUCUCUUUACACAUCUUGAUUUCACAAUAGCCAAAGAUGCCGACGUUUUACUCUACGACCAAAUUCUAUCCACAAUGAUGAAUGCUACCUACGAAUAA